CAUCCAACAUCUACAUGGGCUUCUCCUGGUUAGGCCGUAUUAGGCUACCAAAAGUGCAAAAAUGGAAGCUAUAGAUGGAACGAGACAAAAACCAAAUCGAGAUAAAGAUCUUAUUUUUUCCACAGAAGCUAUGACACAUGCCAAAAUCAUAUUGGACCCAUCAAGCCUGCGCAAUUAAUACCAAAAGCGAGUAUUUGACUUUGAUUACCACUAAUCACUCAAUCUACACCGAACCGUCCCCUUAUAAAUAGUGCUCGUAGCUUGUGUUCAUCCAUAAUCCAUCAGUCUCUACUCGGAACUUUACAAAGCCUUUCUACUUCUUGGGGUUCCUUCUGUUUUUUAACAUUUUUUCUAAAAAAUUAACAAGGAAAGAGUAAAAUGGCGACUUCGCGCAUAGCAAGGUUCAUUACAGAGGUCGCACCACCACAAUAUGUUACUGUGAUGAGGAGCAGGGCCUCUAAGGUGUUAGAUACAAUCAAUGAGGAGGACAGAGAUGUUGGUACUUACGGAAAUGAUAGCCUGGCUUCAUCUCCUAAAUCACCUUCUUCCCUUUCUCCUUCCUCAUCUGUCAGUGCUAGUACUCCUACUAUUACUUCCAUUGUAGAUGAUGCUGCUGCUGAUGCAAGCCACUCCAGGCACUUCUUCAAAGACGUUCAAACUUCCUUCUUCAUCUUUGCAAGCUAAAAGCCCUGCCCUUGAGUUGCGAAUUCCAACUCAGGAAAUUGAGUAGCCUCCUCCAGACCAGCAUAUAUAUCUAAGAUGCAGCAGUUCUGUUUUUUGUUGUACUUUCUCCUCUCUCUUUUUUUUUUCCAGUUUUUCAGCGAGUCUGUAAAAGGUUUUUGUGCAGGAAACUGAGAGAUGGAAGGAGAGAGUAUGAUGUUAUCUCAUGCAUAUGUACUAAGCCAAUAAUCCUUCAAAAAAAAUAUGUACUAAACCAAUAAAUUGAAAGUUGGCUAUUUAGCAUUGCCAUAUUUCACCAUUAAGUCUGUCUUGUAUAUUAAACAACUGAAAUGAGCACUAUGGAGGAUUGGGUGAUUCUGAA
Molecule: messenger RNA, 1042 nt
Organism: Tripterygium wilfordii
Lineage: Eukaryota; Viridiplantae; Streptophyta; Magnoliopsida; Celastrales; Celastraceae
Exons: 1
Coding region: 379-684 (101 amino acids)
Source: RefSeq, a predicted model, not a curated record